AUGAUCCGCCUCAUCCUUACGGCAACAGCGAUAAUAACCAGCUCGUCGGCAAUCUACUUCUACAUCUUCCACGAACGCCUAUCAAAACGCAUAGCGCACAAGUCCCACCUUGGAACCCUCACCGCAUCCACAAAACCAAGUAUAGAGUCAAUCCCGGAAACCGUCUUUAGCGAUGAGUACUUCACAAUCUACGACCACGCCUCAGAGUCAGUGCCGCGGGCCUGCCUCCCCAGCAGUGAGGCCACAGACCUGCUCUUUAAAAGACUAGUGCGCCGCAAUAUGACCGCUUUCUCGCGGUUCCCGCAGGCGCUCAUGCUUGCUAUGGCUAGCAAGAAGCCGGAACAGAAGCAGAGUUUUAAGACGGGAUAUCUUGCCGCGCUGGACUUUGAGGUCGGGGAUUUGGUUUGUGGGGUUUAUCGUGUUGUGGUACGGAGGAGGGACCGGGUUGAGUUUGAGAUUAAGAUGGAGACGGUGGAUUUUGUGGAAGGAAGGUUGGCGAUUAGUUAUGAGGAAAGUAGUAGUCUGGAGGAGGAAGGGACGGUUGUGUUUUGUAGUGAGACUGUUAUGUGGAGGAGAGCAGAUGAGGGUAGGAGGAUGCCGUUGGAGAAGCCUGUUUUGAGAUGGAUGCAUGAGACUGCUUCUUGGUGGCUGAUGGACUCUGGAGUUAGAUAUUUGGCGGAUUUGGAGGGCUGA
Penicillium psychrosexuale is the source of this 693-nucleotide messenger RNA. RefSeq lists its product as uncharacterized. The transcript has a single exon. Lineage: Eukaryota; Fungi; Ascomycota; Eurotiomycetes; Eurotiales; Aspergillaceae. The record is from RefSeq and is a predicted model, not a curated record. Bases 1 to 693 code for a protein of 230 amino acids.